This is a messenger RNA of Dendroctonus ponderosae (mountain pine beetle), 1266 nucleotides long. It is a transcript of the gene RagA-B, whose product is annotated as ras-related GTP-binding protein A. The record is from RefSeq and is a predicted model, not a curated record. Bases 31 to 948 code for a protein of 305 amino acids. Gene Ontology annotation, biological process: cellular response to starvation; regulation of autophagy; positive regulation of TOR signaling. The transcript is spliced from 3 exons. Gene Ontology annotation, cellular component: lysosome; nucleus; Gtr1-Gtr2 GTPase complex. Gene Ontology annotation, molecular function: GTP binding; GTPase activity. Lineage: Eukaryota; Metazoa; Arthropoda; Insecta; Coleoptera; Curculionidae.
AUUUAAUAGUUAGCUAAAUACCAAGUAAAAAUGAAGAAAAAGGUAUUACUAAUGGGAAAAAGUGGAUCUGGAAAGACCAGCAUGAGGUCCAUAAUAUUCGCUAAUUAUAUUGCCAGAGAUACGAGGCGUUUAGGAGCUACAAUUGAUGUUGAGCACUCCCAUGUAAGAUUCCUUGGAAAUCUAGUCCUCAAUCUCUGGGACUGUGGAGGACAAGAGGCGUUCAUGGAAAACUAUUUCGCCUCGCAACGCGAUAACAUUUUCAGGAAUGUAGAGGUGCUUAUUUAUGUUUUUGAUGUUGAAAGUAGAGAACUUGAGAAGGAUUAUCACUACUACCAGUCCUGCUUGGAAGCGAUCCUGCAGAAUUCCCGAGAAGCGAAAAUAUUCUGUUUGAUCCACAAGAUGGAUUUGGUUGCCGAGGACCAAAGAGACAUUAUUUUCAAAGAGCGCGAAGCCGAUUUGAUCAGGCUGUCAAAGCCGUUGGAUUGUACGUGUUUUCGAACGUCGAUUUGGGACGAAACCCUUUACCGAGCUUGGUCUAGUAUAGUUUACAUGCUAAUACCUAACGUUAAAGAACUAGAAACUAGCCUUCAACAGUUCGCCAAUAUAGUGGAUGCUGAUGAAGUCCUCCUGUUUGAAAGAGCGACAUUUUUAGUCAUUUCACAUUGCCAAAGAAAGGAGCAUCGUGAUGUUCAUCGGUUUGAGAAAGUUUCCAAUAUUAUUAAGCAAUUCAAAUUAUCCUGUUCCAAAUUAGCGGCCCAAUUCCAAAGCAUGGAGGUGCGUAAUGCCCUUUUUGCGGCCUACAUCGACAUGUUCACCAGUAACACAUACGUAAUGGUGUGCAUGUCCGAUCCGCAAAUUCCUUCUGAGGUUACGCUGAUCAAUAUUAGAAAUGCGCGAAAACACUUCGAGCUGUUAGAAAAAGUCUCAAACUCUUCCAUGGGUCGUUAAGUUUUGCUUGCUUUUUGUCUGUUUCAUGUACUAUAUUUUAACAAACUGUACAUAUUAAUAUAUAAAUCCACUACUAGGCACAUAUCGAAGAAUCCGGGUGUUAAUUUUAUUCAACUGGAUUUCGCAAGUGCAAUGGCCUGGUUAAACACAACUUCAUUUCAAGAAUAAAAAUAUUGCUGUUUGCUUCUAAACUGGCACAUUUAAUGACGGUUUGAAGUUCUAUCGUAAUAAUUAAUAACUUGUAGCAUUUGUGAAAAAAAUUAAUUGGAUCGUUGUGUAUAGACAAUUCAGAUAUUUUAAUAAAUUUCCUAAAAAACU